Babjeviella inositovora NRRL Y-12698 is the source of this 2929-nucleotide messenger RNA. RefSeq names its product Med5p (gene MED5). The transcript has a single exon. Gene Ontology annotation, molecular function: transcription coregulator activity. NCBI's taxonomy places the organism in Eukaryota, Fungi, Ascomycota, Pichiomycetes, Serinales. Gene Ontology annotation, cellular component: mediator complex. The record is from RefSeq and is a predicted model, not a curated record. Gene Ontology annotation, biological process: regulation of transcription by RNA polymerase II. Bases 24 to 2897 code for a protein of 957 amino acids.
UUUAUACUGAGGUUACCAAGAGUAUGGCAGAUAUGUAUUCUGCACACGUGACCACUGGCAACCCUUCAAAAACACAUUCACCGUCAAACCUCCGCCCCCUCUUCUUCCUCAUCAUGACCGAUCCAAACUUACGGAUGCUCGCUUCGGCGGCGAUACAGAAAAGGAUCUCGCCUCUGGCGUUCCUUCAGUUGUUCCACCAGCUUAACGCGAAACAUCCGGUGAGCGCGGCUGAUUAUGCUGACUUCUUACGCGCCACGGACGGUGAUGAGGGCCUCCGCGCACGCUACGUGCUCGCGCUCGCACUCCACAGCUACGGCACCUGUGGCAACUUGCUUGACAUGCUUCGCAGCCUUGCGCGUUCCCCGCCCGUGACUCAGACGCUCGUUCUCACGGGUCUCCUGAGACGCUUUGCGGACGCGGGCCUCGGGACCGUCUACGCGGCGGGCGACGUGAUGGCAGCUCUUGCGGGAUACCUUGAGACGGCGGACGAGGCCGUCCUCGGUGUGUGCGCAAACUUUUUGCUUGCAUUGCACGCAAUGCUUGACGAGCGUGCGGGCCCGUUCCCUGACGCGACCGCGCGCCUCUGUGACGCUGUCGCGCGCGUCAGCAGUGCACUCCGAACGCGCGACCCCCAUACCGCACGCAUCCUCACUGCAAAAUAUGCCGCUCUUCAACAAAGUGCUCAAAGCUCAUACUCCACCCAAGGCUCGCUCAAGAGCGCUGUGCCCAAGGCGCCCACGUCUAGCUCCGCAAACUCCGCGGCGAAAGCGCGGCGCCUCCUCUGGCUCAGCCCGAUGGUCCACCAGUGGCAAACUGCCGCCAAAAACUUCCUUGUUGCGUUUGAAAAUGCGCUCAAGAUCCAGUCACCAUUCUUGCUCGUGACCGAGCUCGUUGCGGCCGCAUUCGACGGCUAUGCCAUCACACGCCUUAGUAACCGUACAACUCUCGCAACGCUUGCGGAGCAAAACUGGCGCCUCUUUGUGACCAAGAAGUUACCGUUGCUCAUCCGUGAGCUCGGAAUCCAUGGCGCAGAAACCACUAUCGUUGGAACGCUUGCCGCAUUGGACCCAAAGGUUGUGAAGGUCUUGAAAAAGGCCGCAGACGCCAAUGAUGACUUCAUGAACCUUAACACUGACGACAGUCUUCUUGAUGACGAUGAAUUCAACAGCUUCCCGUCCACCAGCCGCGACAUUCGUCACGACUUUGUUGUCGCGUGCGCGCAGCUUGGACUUAUGCUGCGCGACGUGUUCAGACGCCUUGCCCAGGAGAAACAUCUUGACGUGGCGCUAGACGAUGAUAACUGGAGCGCCUCGCCGCCAAUGGACCUAGCGGCAGAGUUUGCGCGCACGUUGAACGUCAACGCGGAGCUCGUCUCCUUCGAGGAUUCCAUGCUCACCGAGUUCCUCCAGGGCAUCCCACGUGCGCCACUAGGCACCCAGAAUGAAUUCGUGGAGGUACUUCUCACGACGAUUGGGCAGUUGGUGAAAGAUUCUAGCCUUGUGGCACUCCACCGUUUAUGUUUGGGUCUUGCAACUGUGCCUGAAGUGUUGGACAUUGUCGUAGCUUUGCAGUCGCCACGCGCGCUUCUUGUACCGCUUGUAAGGGUGGUAGAUUCAUGGAAUGCUGAUGCAGAGGAUAUGAACUUUCAGGAUACGUACACAGACUUUGGAUGUGUAUUAUUGUUGGUGAUUUUUGUGUGUAAGAGGUAUCAGACGAGCCCAAGUGAUGACAGCAGCGAAGGCGGGGGGGUUAGCCUGGUUAUAGGCCUCGACGAUGGGUCUAGCCUCACUGAUGUUUCUGACGGUAGCCAUACCGCUGGUUUCACCCGUGAUUACCUUGCCAAUUUGGGAGCCGCGCGCUAUGCGUCUCUCUGCGAUGUUCCUGUACCACUCAGUGAUAUCUCCUCUGAUGACAAGCUCAAUGAACUCUUGGGCGGCUGGAUAGCCGCAUUAUUCGAGUCUGGUGCCAUCUCAGAUGACUUAAUGGGCCAGACCACUGCCAAAGAGUGCUACGAGCUCAUCCCUCUCCUCUUCCAACAGGCAGUGUCGGCGUGCGAGCGUCAGAUCAUUGACCUUGAGGUGUUAAAGAGCGGCUUGGAGUACUUUUUACAGCCGUUCUUGCUUGUAACGAUCAUUGGUAUCUUCCGGCUGCUCAGGCACGCGUUCUGGGCGCUUGCGUCGCCCGGGGCCAACGACGACGCGCGUGCACAGCUCCUCUUGAGCAUUGUCGGGAUUCUCUCCAGUGAGGACGAACUUGCAGGCGAGAGCAAGCUCGUGCACAAAGUAGUCCUUCAGAUUGUUGGGACAGACCUUGCGGCGGCGCUCACGGAGUUCAAAACAGCCCAGCCGCUGCUUAUUGCCGAGUGCAGCCCCCUUAUCGAGCGGCUUAGUCUUGACGGCAAUCCUCACCAGACUCGUUCGUACUUGAUGGAGUAUCUCGGUCAGUCAACUUCCGUUAAUACGCCCAUCUACAUGUUAGGAACGCAGUUCCACCAGCUUCUUGGCUGGUGUCUGACGAACCACUCGCUCCCGGCAUUUGACCCGAGCUUGGUGCCGUUGCUCGCGGACACUGUUGGCUAUGAGAAGGUGCUUUUGUACUUUUUGAAGCAGAUGGACCACGUGUGUGCAUCUGAAAAUCUGCUGGUGGGUAAUAAGAACUUGAUGCUCGUGGUGAAUCUUGCUGUGUCGUAUGUUCUUUCAUAUAGCGGAAUUUGCAUCAAUAAGGUCACAAGGGAAUCGUGGCUCCAGUUCUUGAAGCAUGGCGACGGCUCUGGUGAUGCACUUUUCACUGCGUUCGCUAGCCUCAAGUCCCGUUUAGAUGCCACAGACUCCGAGAUUGUGGCGUUGUUUAUUGAGAAGUUGACCGAUGCCGUGGAGCACGCCAUUCCUGUUAAUUAGAAUCCUGUAUAUCAAUGUUAUGUAUACUAUGU